AUGAAGGAGAAGGAGCCGCCGGCGGAGCGGGGCAAGCCCGCCACCUACACCGGGGACAAGAAGGCGCGGAUGGCGGCCAAGACCAACAAGAAGUGGGUGCGCCUGGCCACGGUGCUGGCCUACGUGCUCUCCGUCUCGCUGGCUGCCAUCGUGCUCGCCGUCUACUACAGCCUCAUCUGGCAGCCGGUGCGCCAGCCGACAGGGCCCAGCACCCCCGGCCGGACGACGCACGGGCCCCACACGGAGCGGCACGGGGGAGCCAGCCCCACGGAGCCGCUUACGCGGCCGGGUUCCGACCAAGGGGCGGCCGGGACUGAGCGCGCUGCCACCUCGACAACGUCGCCGCCGAGGAGCGAGCCCGGCCCAGCCCCCGACCCCACCGUGCUGCAGCGGGUGCAUCGGAGCCACUGA
Emys orbicularis (European pond turtle) is the source of this 411-nucleotide messenger RNA. It is a transcript of the gene INAFM2, whose product is annotated as InaF motif containing 2. NCBI's taxonomy places the organism in Eukaryota, Metazoa, Chordata, Testudines, Emydidae. The coding region runs from base 1 to 411 and encodes 136 amino acids. The record is from RefSeq and is a predicted model, not a curated record. The transcript has a single exon.